GUAGUAGUAGUAGUGAUGCUACAUUUCCAAUUACAUAUUUGCAUACGUCGCUCGAACAAAGACGACGCACAUUUGACAGUUGUCGACACCAUUUAUCGCCGCCAUCACUCCAUAUUGCACACAACAACACACCCAUGAAGUACCAUUAUCAUCAGCCACGAGGAAGAGCAUGUUCCGCCAUUGGGACCGAUUCUGUCAUUGAGCCAUUCGACUGUUCGUACUUGUUGGACUCCACAAUGGACAAGCGGGGCUAUGUAGCGAUCGAUGACGAGAACAAGGAGAUCAUUGUGACGUUCCCCGGUGUCCCUGCAUCUGGCCUGCUUUUUGAGAACACAUCGCUUGCACCAGUACCCUGGCAAGAGCCUUUAGACGAAACCACGAAUCAUCCUCCUACCCCGACAACGACAACAACAACAACAACAGCUCAAACGCGAUCAUCGUUACUGUUCAACACCUCUACUACAAAGCAUCAUCAUCUUGACAAUGCCUACGUCUUGGAAUGUGCAGUAGCCGCUUGGCGACGGUGUGAAUUGGCAGUGGCGACAUCUUUGAUGAGGAUAUGUCGUGUAGCUCCGGAUGAUUAUCGUGUUGUUAUUAUUGGACACUCCUUGGGAGGAGGUAAUGUAUAGUAUAUAUAUAUAUAUAUAUAUAUAUAUUUUUACAUUACAUACUUUAAUAUUCUGCGUGAAGAAAAUAAUAUAGAAGUUUCCA
Zychaea mexicana is the source of this 711-nucleotide messenger RNA. RefSeq lists its product as uncharacterized. The coding region runs from base 135 to 629 and encodes 164 amino acids. The record is from RefSeq and is a predicted model, not a curated record. NCBI's taxonomy places the organism in Eukaryota, Fungi, Mucoromycota, Mucoromycetes, Mucorales, Lichtheimiaceae. The transcript has a single exon. Gene Ontology annotation, biological process: lipid metabolic process.